GCCAGUUUAUGUGUUAAUUGUUGAAGCUACGAUUCCCAAACCUGGUUUGAGAUGAUUUCAACUACUGGCGCAGAGCUAAGACGAGGACAUGCUCGCAAGAGAUCAACAUCAAAGGAGACACCGAAACCUAAACUGCUAUUCACACGAUUUAAGCAAGUGCUAUUGCUGUGGAACAGUUCUUACAUUUCCUAGUCGAGCCAAGAAGUUUAGGUGUUCUGUAUGUCAAACGACAAACUUGUUUGAAUUACAAACUUCAUCUUUCCCCACUUCAUCAGAAACAGACCUUCCUCAUGUGGUUUCCUACGAAUAUGUCAAAAAGUUGGUGGAUCGCUGUUACAAUAGUACAUCGUCUGAAUCUGGUCAAUCCCAAACCUUGCAUCAAAUAUUUGAACCACUUUCAUCAUACUUGUAUUUGGCGUUUAAAAGCAAUGACGUUCUUUCCAAAUCAUUCAAGGUGAGAAAGGCAAGUAAACGAGCACAUUACCACACUUCAAAUAUUAAUUAUCAGGAUAUUCACGAUAUGUUUAGCCUAUUGACCAAGCUACCUACAAAACGACCCUUGUUUUCUGCAUUGAAAGGUGCUCUGGAACAAUUAAAGAGAAUAUUGAUAUUUAAAGAUAGCAACGACCCCAGAAACUAUUAUUGGCUAUUGAUCUUGUUGGAAAUACCCAUCUUGCAACGUUCGUUACUUGAUAACGAUGCUUCUACCCUGAAGCUUAUGAGCGAUGUUCCUGAAAUUAAGAUGUUGAGUUAUGAUAUUCUCAAGCGAUGUUUGGGGAUCUUGUCAUGCAUUGAUGCGAUAACUACUACUAAUUACAUUACCAGUUGGUUUUCCAAGAUGGACGAUGACCAAUUUGUCAAGAAUGUGGAUUUGAUCAAUUUGUACAUCACCUUCCAACUUAAGAAAUAUUUGUAUUUGGCAAAUAACCCAGGAGUAAGACUUAGUCCUAACCCGCAACAUCUGCCCAAUGAGCAUGUUAGUCUGCAUGAUGCCGAGUAUUUCCAGAAUUUAAACUUGAAGAGACAUCUUGAGGUUGAUGACCCAGUGGAGGCACAUUUAUCCGUGACUAGUCCGCCAGCAAACCUCUUUGGCAAACCAAAAGGAAAAAAGAAGGAAAAGGGGGAAGUCAAGGUCAAGGUUCACCAGUAUGGUAAUGAUUGGCAUAUCAAGUCUGCCCUUAUGGUGAUGAAUAUGCUUUACAGAGCCAACAUUUCACGACUACACCCGAUCCCCGUUUCGUCAUUUUAUAAUUCAUUGGUGGAUUUUGUGAAUAUCAAAUUGGAUUAUGAUUCUUGGCAAAGCAGUAAACGAAAUAGUUUGCGAGAGGGGAAAAGCACACAUCCUGAGAUUCUGCAAGUUAUUGGAUUCCUUCAUGGAACUAGUAUAAACAAGAAUUUGUUUGAUGAUGCUUUGUAUUAUUUCUGCCAAUAUCCGUUUUUGAUUUCAUUAGGUGGGAAGAUAUCUGUGUUGGAAUACGAAGCAAGACGACAGAUGGGACGGAAAGCUGAGGAGGCAUUCAUUAACUCAUUGGACAAGAGAACUACUAUUGAUAUUUAUUUCAAAGUCAAGGUUAGACGAGAAAGAAUAGUUCAAGAUUCAUUAGAGUGCAUCAAGUUGAACUCCAACAAUCUUAAAAAGAGUUUAAAGGUUCAUUUUAUAAAUGAACCUGGUGUUGAUGCUGGGGGUUUAAGAAAAGAAUGGUUUUUGUUGUUAACAAGGGCAAUUUUCCACCCACAGACUGGGAUGUUGCAUAACGUUGAAGAUUCAAACUAUUUAUGGUUUAAUAUUGUCCCUGUUGAAAAUUUUGAAAUGUACUAUUUAUUCGGGGCAGUGUUAGGAUUGGCGAUUUACAAUUCUACAAUUUUGGAUUUACAAUUCCCGUUGGCGUUGUACAAGAUCCUUAUGGGUAAACUGUUGGAUCAUAACGAUUACAAGACGAUAUUUCCUGUUUCUUAUAAGAACUUGAUGAGUUUGAAAACAAUGACUGCCGAAGAAUUGGCAGAACUCGAGUUGACAUUUGAAGUUAGUUAUUCCGAUGCAUUUGGAACGAACUUAACCGGGGAUUUGAUUCCCACUGGUUCGCAAAUCAGUGUCACUGCAGAUAAUUUGGACGAAUAUAUUGAGAAAUAUAUUGGAUUCUUUAUAAAGGACGGCAUCAAGCGACAGGUUCGCUCGUUUCAUGAAGGAUUCAUCCAUGUCAUUGGCGGCAAUGCCCUUUCGCUAUUUCUGCCGGAAGAAAUUGAAUUACUAUUAUGUGGAAGUGACGAUAGUGGGAUCGAUGUAGACUUGCUUAAAUCAGUGACAAAAUAUUCGGGGUGGAAACCAAGUGAAGAUGCACAGAAUUCAAAUAUUAUCAAGUGGUUCUGGGAAUACAUGAAUGACAUGUCAAAUAAAGAACGAAGGAAAUUGUUGGGAUUCGUUACUGGGUCUGAUCGAGUGCCUGCUACGGGUAUUCAGAAUUUGGUGUUUAAGAUAACGUUGCUAAAGGCGUAUGACAGUAAUCGUUUACCGGUUGCUCAUACUUGUUUUAACGAAUUGGCGAUUUAUGAAUAUAGCUCCAAGGCAAAAUUGGUUGGUAAAUUAAGUAAGGCAAUUUUUGAAAGUGCGGGUUUUGGGAUAAAGUAGGUAUUUAGGGAAUAAAUGACAACUAUCAUGAAACUCUAACAGCAUUGUUUUUGAUUGCAAUAUGCUUCUAAUAUCCGUCGGAAAAACUGUGCUCUAAUCACCGUGGUUAACUCAGAUAAUAAUGUAGCUCUUAAAAUUAUGCAGCAAUAUGUCACA
Spathaspora passalidarum NRRL Y-27907 is the source of this 2782-nucleotide messenger RNA. RefSeq names its product putative E3 ubiquitin-protein ligase. Gene Ontology annotation, biological process: protein polyubiquitination. The coding region runs from base 89 to 2626 and encodes 845 amino acids. The transcript is spliced from 2 exons. Lineage: Eukaryota; Fungi; Ascomycota; Pichiomycetes; Serinales; Debaryomycetaceae. The record is from RefSeq and is a predicted model, not a curated record. Gene Ontology annotation, molecular function: ubiquitin protein ligase activity.